AGGAAGAAAGGAUGACAGAAGAAACAAGAGCCAAUAGGAGCGCGGCAAAAAGAGGGGGCGGGGCGGCUGUUGAGGGCCAAUGGACGGAGAGGCAAAGUGACCCAGGUGUCUGGACUGGGAGACGACUUUGACCGCUGACCCCGAGUCGGAACCAGCCACACCCCUGGAGUUGGGGGAGAGGGGGCGGCCGGACCACGUGACUACACUAAGCCCUUCCCGUACCUGCAAGCUCGAAAUGGUGACCAAUGGAAUGGGGGCGGGGCGACAACCAGGUCCUGCUGGGGAUGCCCCGGCCCUGCCCCCGCCCCCAUGGAGCUGAAGGUGUGGGUGGACGGAGUCCAGCGUGUGGUCUGUGGCGUGUCGGAGCAGACCACCUGCCAGGAAGUGGUCAUCGCCCUGGCCCAAGCCCUAGGACAGACCGGUCGCUAUGUUCUCAUCCAGCGCCUCCGGGACAAGGAGCGACAGAUGCUGCCACAGGAGUGCCCGGUGGGCGCCCAGGCCACAUGUGGACAGUUUGCCAGCGAUGUCCAGUUUGUACUUCGGCGGACGGGGCCCAGCCUCGCCGAACGGCCUGCCUCAGACCCUUGUCUUCCCCCAGAGCGCUCCCCAGUGUGGGCCAGCCUUCCCCAUAGGCCCCGGCCCCCUGCGCCCCAUGAGCCCCACAGGGGCUGGCCCUCCGCCUCAGCCAGGGAGGACGCAGGAGGGGAGCUGUGGGGUCUGGAGCACCUGGUCCAGAGCAACGAGGCCGAGCUGGGUCAGGAGGGCUUCUGGGAAGAGGAACUCCGGCGGGAAGUGCAGCAGGAGCUGGAGCGCCAGGGCCGCAUGCGAGAAUUGCAGGUGGCCACCGAGGAAUGCGCCCUUCGCCUUCGAGAGCUGGAUGCUCAGGCCCGAGCCCUAGAGGAGGAGAUUAGCUGGCGGCGGCAGCGGCAACAGCAGCAGCAGGAGGGGCCUGGCCCCCGCAGGACCCAGGACGAGGCUGCGGCCGCCCGGCUCCAGAGGGACCUGCAGACCCAGGCCCUGCAGAGCGAGCGGCUGGAGAGCAGCCUGGCCAGUGUGGGCCGGGCCCUGGCGGAGGCCGAGCAGAGCCUGCAGGCCCAGGCCCAAGAGGUGGAGGAGCUGAACCGAGAGCUCAGACAGUGUAACCUGCGGCAGUUCAUCCAGCAGGCCGGACCGGCACUGCCCCCACGACCCCAAGGCUCUGGCCCCAGCCAGGCAGCUCCCCUGGACGCUGAGGCCAUGCUGAAGAUGGUCACGUCCCAGCCAUUCAGCUGGUCCCCUUCUCCAGCCAUGCUGCACUGGUCAGCUAUGUGAAAGAUCACUGGAAAAGGCUGACUUGGGCCGGGAGGAGAAUCUUUGUGCCACUCUGUCAGAGACCCACGGACGGAAGGACGGUGGUCCCACGGGCUGGCCCAGGCUCCUCUGGUCAGAGCUCGCUUCCCUGGAUCCCUAUUGUGUGGCCAGUAAACUCCUAGCAGGGGUGGGGGUGGAGGUGUGCUAUCUCCUGGGGUGGACUGAGUGUAUCCCUGCUGGGGAAGGUCCUAUUCCUAUGUGGAUCCCCUGGAAUAAAGGCACCCUAAGUAUGCUAUA
This is a messenger RNA of Vombatus ursinus (common wombat), 1587 nucleotides long. It is a transcript of the gene RASSF7, whose product is annotated as Ras association domain family member 7. The record is from RefSeq and is a predicted model, not a curated record. The transcript has 6 exons. Bases 310 to 1311 code for a protein of 333 amino acids. NCBI's taxonomy places the organism in Eukaryota, Metazoa, Chordata, Mammalia, Diprotodontia, Vombatidae. Gene Ontology annotation, biological process: signal transduction.